CCACGAAAACGUCAUACUCCCGUCGUUCUUUUGUUCUCAACGCCAUAUUGAUUUGGGCACGGUGUUGCUUCGCGUGGUGCUGUUAGUUCAGUUUCUCUGGCCGGUUUCACGGGAAUAUUACGUAUAUUGACUAGUACUGCGACUUAUUCGCUCAUUGAAAUUGCGGCGUUCGCGUUACAGUAGGAACACAUUUGAAAAUUCAGCAUGCCAGAGUUAACAGAGCUUGAAAAGGCAUCGUCCUCAACAACAGAGGCGCGGACGGAAGCAGCUGCAGCCGGUUCGGGAACCGAAUCCGACUCGGACGAUACAAUCCCUGAGCUUGAAGAAACUGGUGAGAGUACAGCUAGCAAUGCUUUUCCGAGUGCAGCGUCUGGUAUACCUGUGGACGCCAUCAGCAAAGAAAAGCAAAGUCGUGCUGAGAAGAAGGCGCGCAAGAUAAUGUCGAAGCUUGGCUUGAAGCCGGUUCAGGGAGUUAGUAGAGUUACCAUUAGAAAAUCAAAGAAUAUUCUCUUUGUAAUAAGUAAACCUGAUGUUUUCAAGAAUCCGGCAUCCGAUACAUACAUUGUGUUUGGCGAAGCAAGGAUCGAAGAUUUGAGUCAGCAAGCACAAAUGGCAGCUGCAGAAAAGUUUAAGGCAGCAGACGUGUCGGGUGCUGCUGCAGCUGUUGGAGGAACUGCAGUUGUCUCUCCCAUACAGGAAGAAUCUGAGGAAGAAGAUACUGAUGAGACUGGUGUCGAAGAGAAAGAUGUAGAAUUGGUCAUGUCACAAGCUAAUGUUAGCCGUGGCAGGGCCAUCAGAGCCCUUAAAAACAACAACAAUGAUAUUGUGAAUGCAAUUAUGGAACUAACAAUGUGAAUAUAAUACUUCGUUAUUGUUUUUGGCAUAAAUGUGUUUUACAAUCCUUCAAGCUGAAGGAUUUUCUCCUUGGCUGAUAAUGUGCACUGCUCUGUUUGUAAAUUACAGUGAUAAGUGUUGUUAUUGGCGCCUGCCUGGACAAAUCUCCUAAAAAGGCACAACAAAUGAACUUUCCUCAUUUUGUGCGCUCUGUUGUUAUGAUUGCAAGAAUUCUGAUUUAUUAAUUUUGAGGUAUACGAAGUGUGCCAAUGUGUUCCCAUUAAAGUAUUUAAUUCACGAAAAAGUUUUUGUUACUUUCAUCUAAAGCCCUACAGUCAUAAUGUUAGUAGUGUGAAGCAAACCCUCUAGUAAAUGUGUGUGCUGAACAGUGCAGAGCUUGUAAGAGAAACGCAACUUUGAGAAAUGUGGGUUAUGCUAUUUGUUACAAAUUGUUUACUUAGAAACAUACUCUCCUCAGAUAUGUGACAUCUUGUCAUCUACUGCUUUUUAUCCUUAAAAUUGUUCAUACAUUAUGCAGCUUCUAUAGGAUGGUAAGUAAAUGAUUCUACAGCCUGUGUGUUUACUGCUGUGUAAACUGCAAUGUUAAUCAGCACCACUGAGUAAAAGUUUAAUUUUGCCAUGAAAUAGUUGUCAUUGUAGUAUGUUGUAUUUGAUAAACAUUGAGAAAAGGUUGUGCAGCAGUUGUCAGUGACUAGACUGAAUUGCUAUACAUAUUCCUGCUGUUUGAAUUAAUGUGAACAACUAUUAUUAUCAGUGGUUCAUUGGCAUAUUAUGUUUACAUUAUUUAUGUGAAUAUGCUAGUUGGUUCUCUGAUAUAUGGAAUAGAAGUGUUGACAGUCCCGA
Messenger RNA from Schistocerca americana (American grasshopper), 1698 nucleotides. RefSeq names its product nascent polypeptide-associated complex subunit alpha-like. NCBI's taxonomy places the organism in Eukaryota, Metazoa, Arthropoda, Insecta, Orthoptera, Acrididae. Gene Ontology annotation, cellular component: nascent polypeptide-associated complex; cytoplasm. The transcript is spliced from 2 exons. The coding region runs from base 205 to 855 and encodes 216 amino acids. Gene Ontology annotation, biological process: protein targeting to membrane. The record is from RefSeq and is a predicted model, not a curated record.